This is a messenger RNA of Solanum pennellii, 1271 nucleotides long. RefSeq names its product transcription factor MYB4-like. Bases 149 to 958 code for a protein of 269 amino acids. The transcript is spliced from 3 exons. The record is from RefSeq and is a predicted model, not a curated record. Lineage: Eukaryota; Viridiplantae; Streptophyta; Magnoliopsida; Solanales; Solanaceae.
AUUUGCUCCCCACUCAUAUUGUGAGCCUUUACACAUUUCUCACAAACCCCAAAAAAAAAAAAAAACACUACUACUUUUAAAGAACACCAAUAUUCAAUUCAUUAAACAUAAAAAAAAAAAAAAUUCAUCAAAGUUUUUUUUUAAAAAAAUGGUUAGAGCUCCUUGUUGUGAGAAGAUGGGGUUAAAGAAAGGGCCAUGGACUCCAGAAGAAGACCAAAUUCUCAUCUCCUACAUUCAAUCAAAUGGUCAUGGCAACUGGAGAGCCCUCCCUAAAUUAGCCGGAUUAUUGCGAUGUGGAAAAAGUUGUAGACUUAGAUGGACGAAUUAUUUACGUCCAGAUAUUAAAAGAGGAAAUUUCACAAGAGAAGAAGAAGAUAGCAUUAUUCAAUUACAUGAAAUGCUUGGCAAUAGAUGGUCUGCUAUAGCAGCUAGAUUACCAGGACGAACAGAUAACGAAAUAAAAAAUGUAUGGCACACUCACUUGAAAAAAAGGCUUAAAAAUUAUCAGCCUCCUCAAAGCUCCAAAAGACACUCAAAAAACAAGGAUUCCAAAGCUCCUUGUACUUCUCAAAUUGCCUUGAAAAGUUCAAACAAUUUUAGCAACAUCAAAGAAGACGGGCCCGGGCUCGGGCUUGGGUCCGGCCCGAACUCGCCACAAUUGUCAUCUAGCGAGAUGUCGACUGUCACGGCUGAUUCACUAGCCGUGACAAUGGGCAUCUCGAACAGUAACGAUCAAAUGGACUCAUCUGAAAAUUUUAUCCCAGAGAUCGAUGAGAGUUUCUGGACAGACGAUUUGUCCACGAGUGGUGGCGAAGAAUUACAAGUUCAAUUUCCAUUUCAUGACAUGAAACAAGAAGAUGUAGAGAUGGAUGUUGGAGCAAAAUUAGAGGAUGAUAUGGACUUUUGGUACAAUGUUUUCAUAAAAUCUGGGGACUUAUUAGAGUUACCAGAAUUUUGAGGGGUUAAUUUCGUUGUUUUCAAAACUUGAAGUAGUGGAAUGCCAACUAAUUAUUUAGUGGUGUUUUUUUUUGGGAUUUUUUGGGAGUCGACAAGUUUGAAAAUUCUUGUUUGUUUAUUGACUUUAAAGUUCUUGAGAGGACCAACAAAAAAAAUACAAGUUGAUCCUUUUUUUUUUUUUAGCUAGGAUAAUUUUUUUCCUAUUUUUAUUUUGAAACUUUUUAGUUUAGUUUAAUUGGGAAAAAAAGUAUAGUGGAUGGUGAUGUGAAAAAGGGGAAAUUAUUGGAGAUAUUGGGAAAAAAUUUUUUAUUCAA